AUGAAGGACAGUGUAGACUGCCCAAGCAUUCUACCCACCGACCGCACUUCAGUGCUUUCCGAGACUAGCACUUUGGUCGGAUCGAGUUCGCAUGUAUAUUCGAGGCAUGCUCCUAUGAACAGUUAUCAUAACAGCAUGAACAGCAACAUAUACCACAGCCCCAAAGCCAGUAGCCCUUUGGUGAGCUAUAAGACAUCUUCGCCGGUGUUAUUGAAGAGGGCGACCGCUCCUGUCCUGCCAAGCUUCAAGCCCAAGGAACAGCGAUAUAAUAAGCCGCAGGGUUGUUCGCUAAUUACUGCUGUAGAACUGGGCAAGAUUAUUGAAACCUUACCAGAUGAAAAGGUGCUCUUACUUGAUGUUAGGCCGUUUACCGAACAUGCCAAAUCCAUUAUCACAAACUCCAUUCAUGUAUGUUUGCCUUCCACGCUGCUGAGGAGGAAAAAUUUCACCUUUUCCAAACUCUUGGACAACUUAACUCCUAGCGAGCAAAGCGUGUUGAAAUCUAAACUGGCCAUCGAUAACCUUCGGAUUAUCAUUUAUGAUAGCACCGCAAAUCAAACGGAAAGUUCUGUUUCUUUACCUUGUUAUGGAAUAGCGUCCAAGCUAAUAGAGUUUGAUACUAAUGUUAAAAAAACCGUGUCUAUACUAAUGUGUGGUUUUCCUCAAUUCAAAAUUCUAUUUCCAGACCAUAUAAACACCAACACAUUUAACUCAGAUUGCAUUAGUUCGGCUGAACCUAAAAGCCCCAAGACAAACCUUAUGAACAGUCUACACAACACAGCGCCGCAUAUGACGGCGACAACACCACUAUCGUCUCCGCAAAUGAACCUUAAGUUGAAAGUUCCUGACGAUAGUAGGUCAGAUCAUUCAAACUUUUCCAGUUCUCCCUCUCCGCGUAACGUCCUAUCAGAUUCUCCCAUGUCUUCUUCUUCCCCCAUAUCUGCCUUAUUUAAGUUCCAGCUGCCUGCACCACAAACAAACAUAAACCAAAUGUUCAAAUUUUCGCAAAAUGAAGAAAUAAUGGGUUUAGAGACGUAUUUGAGUGCAGUCAACAUCAAAGAAGAACAUGAAAGAUGGUAUAAUAACGAUUCUGCCAAAAAAUCUUUACAAAACUUCCAAUUCCCAAAGAACCAAAAUUCUCUAGAAAAGGACACUAAUAAAGACAAACUAGGGUUUCAGAUCAGAUACGAAAACCUGAGCAAAAAUUACGAAAAGGAGGUCAUUGACUCCGUUAUACCUGAAUGGUUCCAGCAUCUGAUGUCAAUACCCAAGAUCGAGUUGGUUUCUCAGUUUCAAAAAUUAGAUUUUUUGGAAAAAAGGCGCUUGAACCAUUCUGUCUCUUUCAGGAAGAAGGAAAACUCGUUUAUACUUGAAAAGCCAUCAUCAUAUCCUGAACAGUUAACAUCAACUUCUUCUUCAACAAUCAUGCCUCCAAAAUUUCCUGACGUGAACAAAGUACAAAAGAGGUCGCAUUCUCAGCCAAUCUUCACUCAAUACAGUAAAUAUAAAUCGAUGCUCAGCCUUGAAUCAGAUUCCGAUUCGGAGUCAGAUGACGUUAUAAUAUCAUCAGGCGUUGAAUUAGGAGCCAAGAACAGGUACAAGGAUAUUUUUCCCUACGAGCAUUCGAGAGUGAUUCUAAAAAAAGGUUUGCAAUCAUCAAAAGGUAUCAAGCAUUCACAUUCUACUUCCGAUGGUGGCAUCCUCGACAAUUAUAUCAACGCAAACUAUUUGUCUCUGCCAAGGUUUUCUGUAGAGCAAAAUUCGUCAUUUCAAACAACUACAACCACAACAAGAAGAGUGCGCUAUAUAGCGACGCAAGCUCCAAUGCCCUCCACUGUACAUGACUUUUAUACAUGCAUAUUGAAUAAUGGCGUUCCGUUGGUUCUCUCAUUGACAAAUGAUUUCGAAAAUGGCAUUGAGAAAUGUUAUCGAUAUUGGCAAGAAGGUAAUUAUAACGGUAUUCACGUUAAAUUGUUAGAAAAAAAAAUAUUAAAGAUGCCUAGCACUACUAGCAUGAGGAAAAAUACUAUGGGAACACAAAAUAGUAGUUUAUAUUCAGCUGGUGUUCAGGGAAAUAGUAGUAACUAUAGUACUGAUAAUGAUAAUGAUAAUGACAACAAUAAUAAUAACAAUAACAAUAGUAAUAUUGCUGUUACUGCUGCUGCUUGUGAUGAUGAUGAUGAUGAUGAUGAUGACGCAAUUCUCAUAAGAAAAAUUCUGCUAACAUAUCAUGAUCAAGAGAAACCUUAUGAAUUGUUACAGAUUCAGGUGAAAAAUUGGCCUGAUUUGGGCACUUUACUCAAUCCUAUCUCAAUCUUACAAGCAAUCAAUGUCAAGAAUCACAUAAUAGAUACACUAUUUGCCAGAAAUUACUAUCAAAACGACCAACUUCCUACCAUUUUGGUUCAUUGUUCCGCAGGUUGUGGAAGGACUGGUACUUUGUGUACCAUUGAUUCCAUUCUAUCCAAUUUCGAAAUGUUUGAAAUGUUGCAGAAAGAGUUUGUUAAAUUAAAAUACCCGGCAAAGUUAUUCGAUCCAAUUUCAUGGACAAUUAAUAUUUUUAGAAAGCAACGAAUAUCCAUGGUCCAGAACAUUAAUCAAUUUAUUUUCAUUUAUGACUGCUUGCUAUUUUACUUUAGAUUACGUCUUGAUGACAUAACAGAGAGAACGGAUGGUGAUGGAAGUAACAAGGACAAUAUAUCAUUAAGUGCAUUAAUUGAACAAAUCGAAAAAUUAGAGAUCUUGCAGACAUUCGUGGAUGAUAAGUUGAAAGAAUUGCCACAAUAG
Messenger RNA from Saccharomyces cerevisiae S288C, 2787 nucleotides. It is a transcript of the gene PTP3, whose product is annotated as tyrosine protein phosphatase PTP3. The coding region runs from base 1 to 2787 and encodes 928 amino acids. Gene Ontology annotation, cellular component: cytoplasm. Gene Ontology annotation, molecular function: protein tyrosine phosphatase activity; catalytic activity, acting on a protein. NCBI's taxonomy places the organism in Eukaryota, Fungi, Ascomycota, Saccharomycetes, Saccharomycetales, Saccharomycetaceae. The transcript has a single exon. The record is from RefSeq and is marked reviewed.